UUAUGAGCACCACAAAAGCUCAAGUAGUCCCACCCUUCGAAGGCAACUGGGACUCUCGCUCCAGCUCCCACCAUGAAGUCCCUCACUACUGCUCUCUUCGCCGCUCUAGCCGCGACAACGUCUGCUCGCAGCGUAUUGCAGGCAGACACCCGCCAGACCUACCUGGCGUCUGCGGCUACCUAGUCGGUCGAGAACUGCGGUUCCUCAGAGGAUAUUGCAAGGAUCAGCAACGUGACGUUGAGUCCCGACCCACCGACAACGUGAGCAGCUAUCCCAAUCCCUUCCCUUUUCUGUAUCCGUAUUCCGCUCAAUGGCUACUCGGGCUGAAUGCUAGCAGAAGCGGCAUCAACACCAUGACCGUCACGGGCUCGAUGCAGAGGCCUCUGGCGGCCGGAGCUUAUGCGAGUGAUCGCGUCAGCUUGGGGAUUAUCAAGGUUCGGGACGAGCGGUACGAUGUCUGCACCGACAAGGCGAUUUCGGGCGCCGCUUGUCCGUACACUGAGGGACAAUCGCUCAACGUCUCGGUUCCCGUAGACACCAGGCGACUGCCAUCGGUAAGUCGCUUCUGCAAGACUGUGAAGCAACAUGACCCGUUUCCGCUGAUGUGAUGGUGAUAGGCUGGCUAUAAGACCGACAUUCAAGUCGGGAGUGGACGAGGACGAGGAUGUCGCCUGCUUGGUGCUCAGGGCUAACUUUCUGAAUACGGCUGGCUACCGAUCUGGAUGAUUGGAAAGGCGCUGAUUGAACAGGUCGCCAUUAUUCAACACAGCGCAACUCUAUGGAUUGGAGGUGGUUGUUCGUCGUCGAGAUGUUGGUUUCCGGCGGGUCACGCUUGCGUCCGAUGUAGAGCAAUGAGUCUAGGCCUUAUAUGAUGAAUAGAGAAGGAUUGUCACAUAGCGGUUGCGGUCAUGGCUGGACGACGUAGGUCCAUCUUCACCAUUUGUUGUCUGUAGCAUUGAACGGGCAUACGCGGUCCACAGCUAAUGCAGCGUACCACGGAUCGCUACCCAUAGGACGCAUAUCUGCCGCCUUGAUCGGAGCGUGCGUGCAGAGUGCGGAAGAUGUAUAAAACCUAUCAAACACGUGAGCAGAGCGAAAGGGC
Baudoinia panamericana UAMH 10762 is the source of this 1102-nucleotide messenger RNA. RefSeq lists its product as uncharacterized. Lineage: Eukaryota; Fungi; Ascomycota; Dothideomycetes; Mycosphaerellales; Teratosphaeriaceae. The record is from RefSeq and is a predicted model, not a curated record. The transcript has a single exon. The annotation marks the transcript as partial.